CCACGCCCGCCGGCGCGCAACGCGACCUGAAAAAAGGAUAUCGGAACACUUUAUCGGGAACACUUUCCAUCGCUAGUUGCUGGACCAGACACCUUUGCUGCUGCACUUCUCACGUAUUGCAUUGCCUCCUUUGACUAUCUCUUCCUUAUCAUUUGAUCAAAUCAAUACUUUCAUUGCCCAUCACCUAAGGCUCCUCCACCAUGGAGAGCUUUGACAACAUCUACCUCGACCUCUCUAAACAGCACGGAAAGUGCAAACUCGCAGAGUCCGGCCUGGGAUGGAAGCCCUCAGGGGGAGGCGAAACCUUUACUCUCGACAGCAGCAACAUCGGCGCAGCCCAGUGGAGCCGUGCGGCGAGGGGAUAUGAGCUGAAAAUCCUGUCGCGCUCCUCCGGAGUCAUUCAGCUGGAUGGAUUCGACCAAGAGGACUUCGAGCGCGUGAGCAAGGCGUUCAGAAUCUGGUAUGGAAUCAACUUGGAUAACAGAGAACAUGCGCUUCGGGGUUGGAAUUGGGGCAAGGCAGAAUUCACGAAAGCAGAGCUCUCCUUCAAUGUCCAGAACCGGCCGGCCUUCGAGAUCCCUUACUCCGAGAUUUCCAACACGAAUCUGGCUGGAAAGAACGAGGUCGCCGUGGAAUUCGCGCUCGGCGGCGAUGGAAAUGCGCCCGCACAGCCCUCUGGCAGCACCAAGAGCCGCGGUCGGAAAGCCGCCGCGGGUCCGGACGAGCUGGUUGAGAUGCGGUUCUACAUCCCCGGCACGGCUGUGAAGACGGAGAAGGGCAUCAAGGAGGAGAAUGCGGACGACGAGAAUGGGGAGGGCGAGCAAGAAGAGGGCGAAGAGCAAAAUGCUGCGAACUUGUUCUACGAGACACUCAUGGAGAAGGCCGAGAUUGGAGACGUGGCGGGCGACACUUUUGCUACUUUCUUGGAUGUUCUUCACCUGACGCCCAGAGGUCGUUUCGAUAUCGACAUGUACGAGGCGUCGUUCCGUUUGCGCGGUAAGACCUACGACUACAAGAUCCAAUACGCAUCUAUCAAGAAGUUCUUCUUGCUUCCGAAGAACGACGAUACCCACACAUUGAUUGUUUUGGGUCUGGAACCCCCACUACGACAAGGCCAGACUCGCUAUCCUUUCUUGGUUAUGCAGUUGAAGCUUGAUGAGGAGAUUAGUCUGGAGCUCAACAUGACAGAUGAACUCAUGGAGACGCGCUACAAGGACAAGUUGGAACCCCGUUACGAGGAACCCAUCCACCAAGUGGUCACGAAGAUCUUCCGUGGACUCUCCGGCAAGAAGGUUAUUACGCCGUCGAAGGAUUUCAUCAGUCACCAUGGCCACAGCGGCGUCAAGUGUUCGAUCAAGGCCAACGAAGGUCUUCUGUAUUUCUUGGAUAAGAGUUUGAUCUUCGUUCCCAAGCCGGCUACGUACAUUCAACUCGAGAAUGUUGCAGUGGUCACUAUGUCUCGCGUUGGCGGUGCCAUCUCGGCCAGCAGAACGUUUGAUAUCACAGUCAGCUUGAAGGCCGGUCUGGGCGAGCAUCAAUUCAGCAACAUCAAUCGUGAGGAGCAACAACCCCUCGAAGAGUUCUUCAAGGCGAAGAACAUCCGACUCAAAAACGAAAUGUCCGAUGACACUUCUGCUCUUAUCGCGGCCGCUCUUGAUAACGACGAUAUGGCCUCGAGCGACGACGAUGCCGUUCGCCCUGACCGUGGCUCGGCCGACGAGGAUGAGGAAUCUAUUGACGAGGACUUCCAGGCUGAGUCCGACUCGGAUGUCGCAGAAGAGUAUGAUUCUGCGCACGAGAGCAGCGGCAGCGACAGUGAUGCCCAGAUGGACGAUGCAUCCGACGGUGGGGACGAUGAUGAGGAUGUAGAGAUGUCAGACGGCGGACGGCCGAAGAAGAAGUCGAAGGUUGGCAAAUAAGCCAUCAGACCGCCUUACCUCGCCGGCACAUGCCAACAUGAUACUUCGCCCAUAAUGAAUACGAAACUCGAGUAACGGUUAGCACUGUGCUACUUGUUUUCUUCCACUGUAAUGCGACGCCGAAAGGACUGUAUUGCUGCUUCGCAAAUGUCAAAAGUGUAGGUAUACUGUGUGGUGUGUGCUGUGAAUUUUAAACAACUACAAUUCGUGUCGGCGGACUAUUCCAGAGAGACACAGCUAUUUGGACAGGAUGCUUCCAG
This is a messenger RNA of Aspergillus homomorphus CBS 101889, 2179 nucleotides long. RefSeq names its product FACT complex subunit POB3. Gene Ontology annotation, molecular function: histone binding; DNA binding; nucleosome binding. Gene Ontology annotation, cellular component: nucleus; FACT complex. The record is from RefSeq and is a predicted model, not a curated record. The coding region runs from base 201 to 1919 and encodes 572 amino acids. Lineage: Eukaryota; Fungi; Ascomycota; Eurotiomycetes; Eurotiales; Aspergillaceae. The transcript has 8 exons.